Molecule: messenger RNA, 7216 nt
Organism: Lepus europaeus (European hare)
Lineage: Eukaryota; Metazoa; Chordata; Mammalia; Lagomorpha; Leporidae
Gene: AGTPBP1
Product: ATP/GTP binding carboxypeptidase 1
Exons: 26
Coding region: 86-3757 (1223 amino acids)
Biological process (GO): protein side chain deglutamylation; C-terminal protein deglutamylation; proteolysis
Molecular function (GO): zinc ion binding; metallocarboxypeptidase activity
Source: RefSeq, a predicted model, not a curated record
CCGGUGCCGCGGCUCGGCGCGGCCCCCCAGCCAGCGCCCCCACCCGGAGCCGAUUACCUGCAAUGAUGAAAUGAAGUAACUCAAGAUGAGCAAGUUAAAAGUGGUAUCAGAGAAAAGCCUUGCCAAUAAUUCUCGGAUUGUGGGACUCCUGGCUCAGCUGGAGAAGAUAAACACUGAAUCAGCAGAAUCAGAUACUGCCAGAUAUGUCACAUCAAAGAUUCUUCAUCUUGCUCAAAGUCAAGAAAAAACGAGGAGAGAAAUGACAGCCAAAGGUUCUACAGGAAUGGAAAUUCUGCUGACAACAUUAGAGAACACGAAAGAUCUGCAAACUACACUUAAUAUCUUAAACAUUCUUGUUGAGCUGGUGUCAGCUGGCGGAGGUCGAAGAGCGAGUUUCUUAGUUGGCAAAGGUGGUUCACAAAUAUUGUUACAGUUACUUGUGAAUGCCAGCAAAGAAUCUCCCCCACAUGAGGAGUUAAUGGUACAGAUUCAUUCAAUUCUUGCAAAGAUUGGACCAAAAGAUAAAAAAUUUGGAGUGAAAGCUAGAAUUAAUGGGGCUCUGAAUAUCACCCUGAAUUUGGUCAAACAGAAUUUGCAGAAUCAUCGCUUAGUUUUACCUUGUCUUCAGCUUUUACGAGUGUAUUCUGCCAACUCUGUGAAUUCGGUAUCCUUAGGGAAAAAUGGAGUUGUGGAAUUGAUGUUUAAAAUCAUUGGACCAUUUAGUAAGAAGAAUUCCAGUCUUAUGAAGGUUGCUUUAGACACUCUUGCUGCAUUGCUAAAAUCAAAAACAAAUGCCAGGAGAGCUGUAGACAGAGGAUAUGUCCAAGUGCUUUUAACAAUUUAUAUAGAUUGGCACCGCCAUGAUAAUCGGCAUAGAAACAUGCUCAUUCGAAAAGGAAUUUUACAGAGCUUAAAAAGUGUUACAAACAUCAAGUUGGGAAGAAAAGCAUUUAUUGAUGCCAAUGGGAUGAAAGUUUUGUAUAACACUUCACAAGAAUGCUUGGCAGUCAGGACUCUGGAUCCUCUUGUCAACACCUCCAGUCUGAUAAUGAGGAAAUGCUUCCCGAAAAAUCGCCUGCCACUGCCAACAAUUAAAAGUUCUUUCCAUUUCCAGUUGCCAGUCGUUCCCAUGACCGGUCCCGUGGCCCAGCUGUACAAUUUGCCCCCUGAAGUGGAUGACGUAGUAGAUGAAAGUGAUGACAACGAUGAUAUUGAUUUAGAAGCUGAAACUGAAAAUGAAAACGAAGAUGACCCAGAUGAGAAUUUUAAGAAUGAUGAUAUUGAAACAGAUAUUAACAAACUAAAGCCCCAGCAAGAACCAGGACGAACAAUUGAAGAACUAAAAAUGUAUGAACACCUUUUUCCUGAGCUUGUUGAUGAUUUUCAGGGCUAUGAUUUAAUCUCCAGAGAACCAAAGCCUUUUGUGUUUGAGGGGAAGGUACGAGGUCCUAUUGUUGUUCCUACGGCUGGAGAGGAGGCGUCCGGGAGUUCAGGCAGUUCGAGAAGAGGAGCUGCUGCGAAGGAGAAUGUGUCGCCUAGAGGAGAGGAAGGUGAUAGGAAACCUGCCUCGAUGGAUGUUGCAAAAGACGAUACAAAAGACAGUGGCCGGACGCUACAGCCGCCUCUCGGUGAUCAGAGUAGAACUGUUUCAUCAACCCAUGGCUUAAACAACGACAUUGUGAAGGCCUUGGACAGGAUUACCUUGCAGAAUAUGCCUUCCGCAGCAGCCCCAGGGGUGAAGAAGGACUACAACCUCCCUCUCACUGUCCUCACGUGCACGAAAGUCUGUCCGCACGUGGCCACCUGUGGCAAUGUCCUCUUUGAGGGAAGAACAGUUCAGUUGGGGAAGCUGUGCUGUGCAGGAGUUGAAACUGAAGACGAUGAGGACACCGAGUCUAACUCCUCCGUGGAACAGGCGUCCGUUGAAUUGCCGGACGGGCCAACACUCCAUGACUCAGACCUCUAUAUCGAGAUUGUGAAAAAUACAAAGUCUGUCCCAGAAUAUUCAGAGGUGGCUUAUCCUGAUUAUUUUGGUCACAUUCCACCGCCCUUCAAAGAGCCAAUUUUGGAAAGGCCUUAUGGUGUACAAAGGACAAAAAUUGCCCAAGAUAUCGAGAGGCUGAUACAUCAGAGUGAUAUCAUAGAUCGAGUGGUGUAUGACUUAGAUAAUCCAAAUUACACUGUUCCAGAAGAAGGAGAUAUUUUAAAGUUUAACUCCAAAUUUGAAUCUGGGAAUCUACGUAAAGUAAUUCAGAUUAGAAAAAAUGAGUAUGAUCUUAUUCUGAACUCAGAUAUAAACAGUAAUCACUAUCAUCAGUGGUUUUACUUUGAAGUCAGUGGGAUGCGGCCAGGUGUUGCUUACAGGUUUAACAUCAUUAACUGUGAGAAGUCCAACAGUCAGUUUAAUUAUGGUAUGCAACCACUCAUGUAUUCGGUUCAGGAAGCAUUAAAUGCCAGACCAUGGUGGAUUCGUAUGGGAACUGACAUUUGUUACUAUAAAAAUCACUUCUCAAGAAGUUCAGUUGCUGCAGGUGGGCAAAAGGGAAAAUCCUACUAUACAAUUACAUUUACUGUCAACUUCCCACAUAAAGAUGAUGUUUGCUACUUCGCUUAUCACUAUCCAUAUACGUAUUCCACUUUACAGAUGCAUCUUCAGAAAUUGGAAUCAGCACACAAUCCUCAGCAAAUCUAUUUCCGAAAAGAUGUGCUGUGUGAAACCCUGUCCGGAAACAGCUGUCCACUGGUGACUAUCACGGCCAUGCCAGAAUCCAACUAUUACGAACAUAUCUGUCAAUUCAGAAAUCGCCCUUACAUUUUCCUGUCUGCUCGGGUACAUCCUGGAGAAACUAAUGCAAGUUGGGUUAUGAAAGGAACAUUGGAGUAUCUCAUGAGUAAUAACCCUACUGCUCAAAGCUUACGAGAGUCCUAUAUUUUUAAAAUUGUCCCUAUGCUCAAUCCAGAUGGUGUCAUCAAUGGAAAUCACCGCUGUUCUUUAAGUGGAGAGGAUUUAAACAGACAGUGGCAGAGUCCAAAUCCAGAUUUGCACCCGACAAUCUACCACGCUAAAGGGCUGCUGCAGUACCUGGCUGCUGUGAAGCGUUUACCCCUGGUUUAUUGUGAUUAUCAUGGCCAUUCCCGAAAGAAAAAUGUGUUUAUGUAUGGCUGCAGCAUCAAAGAGACAGUGUGGCACACCAACGAAAAUGCCUCUUCAUGUGAUGUUGUGGAAGACAUGGGAUACAGGACUUUGCCUAAGAUACUGAGUCAUAUUGCCCCAGCAUUUUGCAUGAGCAGUUGUAGCUUCGUAGUGGAGAAGUCUAAAGAAUCCACGGCACGUGUUGUGGUUUGGAGAGAAAUAGGAGUGCAAAGAAGCUACACCAUGGAGAGCACUUUGUGUGGCUGUGACCAGGGAAAGUACAAGGGUCUACAGAUUGGUACUCGAGAACUAGAAGAGAUGGGAGCAAAAUUUUGUGUUGGUUUGUUGCGUUUGAAAAGAUUGACAUCCCCAUUGGAAUACAAUCUGCCUUCCAGCCUGCUUGACUUUGAAAACGACUUAAUUGAAUCAAGCUGCAAAGUAACUAGCCCUACCACUUACGUUUUGGAUGAAGAUGAACCUCGGUUCCUUGAAGAAGUUGAUUACAGCGCAGAAAGUAAUGAUGAGUUAGAUAUCGAACUGACCGAAAAUGUGGGAGACUAUGAACCUUCUGCUCACGAAGAAGCGCUCUCUGACUCAGAACUAUCCAGAACGCACCUCCCUUGAGCCCCUGUCAUCUCUUGACCAACCGCAAAGAAGAAGCGAAAUACCCUGCACGGGGAAGCUGAAAUGAGUUUAUAGAGAACUGACUCAAAAGGACAAAAAGUAACUUGGGCCUAUUUGGUUUCAAGACAAUAAAUAUGUUAUUAAUUCGUGAUAAAAUUGGCACUUGUUUUAUUUUAGGUAUUCAAUGCACUUUAUAUAGCAUUGAAUGAUCCAAAACUAGAUUUACUUUUAAAAAGAAACCCGAGUAGCAUUGCAUGGAUUUUUUUUAUCUUGUUAUACUUAUGUCCUGCAGUGUGUCAGAAUAUGACAUCUAAAUUUAGAGCUGUUGAAAUCCCUGAGUCGUUGGUGACCAGUAUAUAUUGUACAUGGAAUUCUAUAGAUGUGUCUGUGUAAGGUCAGGUAGAUAUCUAAGACUGUGCUUCAGAAUCAUGUUAUGGGUUGUGACUGAAAUAUUCCAAGCGUUUGCCUUGAAACCAUCACAUUCUACCUUUACCAAAUUAAGCAAAUAAAAACUCUAUUGAAUGCUGCAUUUAUUUCGUCAUCCUUUUCGGCCAGCUCAGAUGUUUUGGUCCAUAGCACUGUGUGAGAAUCUCUGGACACAUUGAUAAAUUUAGAAAAGAAAAGCCCAAUUUGCUAGUCUUAAGUCUUUUAUGAUGUAUGGGUGUGUUUGUACAUAUCAUAAAAGAUGUAUUUGCACACCUCUUUUCCCUGAUGGUGUGUUUUGUGAGCGUCCCCUGAGUAGUGCUGCUGCUGAUGGGAAAGUCUUGGGGCUGCUGAUGUGAAAGGUAGAGUCCAAGGUGACAGCAGUGGACGGACAGCAUUUUGUGUGGCGAUAGCUUCCUGAAUUGUAGCCACGCUGCUGCAGGAAAUGCCUUUGUCUUCAAGCGAUGGGCAACAGGUUUUGCUGUGACAAAACACACCCCAGAAGGUACUCCAGUAACCGGUUCUUGCCAAGAUGAAGUGUUUGGGCACCCAUCUUCCUUGCUUGUUCCUAGAGUAGAAUAUUUUUCAACUAAUUAUAAUGGAAAAGAAAUUCUAAACGUGCUUCUCAGGUUUACAGUUCUCCAAACCAUUGAUUUUUUUCUUUGUACAACUGAAGGUAUUGCAUCUGUAAUGUAAGUUCUUUUUGUCAUCUUGGGAGCCGUGUUUAAAAACAUAGUAAGGGGCAGCUGAAAGGCACUUACUUCUUAUCCAUCUCAGGAAAUAGAGAUUAACCGGGCUGGGAAAUCGAACCAGUUCUCUAAGUACACAAACCUUAAUUUAGGAAAGAUCAGGAUACUGUAGCAAGGGAAAGUACUAUUUAUUUAAUUAUUUAUAAUUAUAAUAUUUUAAAAUGUAAAUAAUUUACAUCUGUCAUUAAAAUCAUAUUUUUUGCAGAGGGUAGAUUAUGGAGCCAUUACACCCACAUAAGAAUUUUUGGCGGCUUUUACAGAGUUGAAAAUUAGAAACUAAAACCCAAGGUAGCCAUGUAUGUCAGGUAACUAACUACAGUUACUGUCAUGUUCGGGAUGACUUAGCAAUUUAAGUUUAUUACAUUAGCAGUGUAAAAAUCUCUUACUUUGUACUGUUAGAACAUUUUACAUUAAGUAUAACUUUCAGCAUAUAUUGCAAACUUGAAUAUACUUUUUUUAUUAAAGAGAUGGAAGGGAAAGUCUUUAGACUUAAAGGAUGAUUUUUUGGUCAACAGUAAGUAGCUUUGGAAAAAUAAAAAAUAACUUAAUAUCCCAACUUUCCUAAUUAGGACUGUAACUACAUUUUAUUGGCUACUAGUAGCUAAAAUUGGCCUCAUGUUAACUCUGUGGCCUCAUUUUUUUCCCAAAGAAUGGUGGAGAAAAUCUUCAAUACCAUAGUCCUGAAAAUUAAUAUUCUGCCCUGUGCAGCAGUGACAAAGCCUGAUAAACUGAGCCUAAUGAUCCAGUUUAGAUCUUUUUGAUUCCCCUUGUGUUUGGAACUUUGAAUUCUGGGCCUGGAAGCCUCUCCAAACACACAUUGCUGGUGUGUAGAUCAGGGCUGGGGCCCAAGGACCUGCCGCCUGUGCGAGUUCCCAGCUGGUGAUAUCAGUGCAGGCUGUCACCUUGAGGGUCACCAAUUGGUGCAGUCCAGGAAAUAGAGGCACAGAGGUCAAAUAAGGUCACAGGGCCACUCAGGCAGAGCCAGGGUCUCCUGACAACUUGCUCACCUGUUGCCUCUCCCCACCUCCCCAAGAGCAAGGACUGUGCAAAGCCUGAGAGUGUCUUGAAGUUGUGAAAUCUGUCCAGGCAAGGUAGAAGGCAGGACCCUUUGCUUCCCAUGGGCCUUCUGUCCUGGUCCUAGACUUGCUUGAACACAAGAAGAGGAAUCAGUCUCUAGUUUUUUGUAGAAAUGUGGACCUGUCUGAAUUCUAAUUACCGAGUAACCUGGAGUUCUGCUCCAGGUAGGGCACUGAGAGCAGUGAAUAUGCUCUCUCUAAAUUAGCAGCACCCAAAUCAAGAUGACUAUGUUAGUUUAAGCGCUGAAGUGGACGAUAAAUGUAUUAAUGGAAUUGUUUGCAUGGUAGUAAGUGACAGUAACAAAUCUUCAAAUGUAUCCUUAUCAAUCUUGUUCUCCUAGUCAGACCUUAAACAUUGCAAAGUAUUGAAUAGCGAUGCAUUUUUUUUUUCUUGUUUUGGUGAAGGUUUAGUAGCUGUAUACAAACUCGAGUUCUUUCCGCGAGGAAAAACCUGUUGAAACAGUAUUUCUACUUGAUGCAAUAGAAUGUCACUGAUAAGUAAUACUUCUCUGAUUAAAGUCUCUUUAACCCUCGAGAUGUCCCCUGUCAGCCGUGUUUACAGAGCACUCUUACGUGCCUGUCCUGGGCAGCUGUGAGUGUGCAGUAACUCAGGUCUGUGGUCACCCCUUCCUUCCACAAAGUCCUGUUGACAAGGCAGACUCCCGAAAUCCUCUGUCAGAUCUGUUUCUUCAGAGCUUGGCUGAAUGUUGGGCACAUUGAAUGAUUAGCCUUUUUUCCCCCCAAUUUGAGAUUGCCGACUACGUAUGGCCCACAUCCAAGCAAUGGACUCUCUUAGCAAUGGCAUUUCUGGGGCCACACAGGGACUUGGAUGUGGUUGGCGGUUUGUUGAGUACUGUGGUGAUCUUUGUGGAUGUGCUUUUGUGAACACACAUACAAACCCCUGUGAAGUGGGCAUGGAUUUGUGGUACUCUGCUCCUUGAAAUCCUAGAAGACUUUAAAAGGUCAGAGAUGUAGCCAGGUGUACAACUGUUCCUUUUAAAGACAUCAUUGAUAAAAAAUACUGAGUAUGAGGUGCACGGCUGCAGAAACCUGGUCUGAGUAAUUAUGAUGCAUGAUCCUGCAAAUGUUUGUAAUGUACUUUGAAAUCAUAAAAAGAUCCUUAAGAAAUGGCACAUGUGAAGAAAUUGUAAAAGGCAGAAGAUGCUUGUUGCUGAAAAUUGAAAUAGAAAAGACUAGAGUUUAAUAAAAGU